Molecule: messenger RNA, 2659 nt
Organism: Phlebotomus argentipes
Lineage: Eukaryota; Metazoa; Arthropoda; Insecta; Diptera; Psychodidae
Gene: pad
Product: transcription factor Sp2
Exons: 5
Coding region: 298-2646 (782 amino acids)
Cellular component (GO): nucleus
Molecular function (GO): zinc ion binding
Source: RefSeq, a predicted model, not a curated record
GACUCUCUUGGAAUUUGUUUAUUGUGAGAAAAAUCGCUUCUGGCAUCGAUUAAACAGUGUUUUCGGCCUGUAAAAUAUUUCAAAGUGUUCCGGGAUUGUCUAUUGUGCCGCUGGUAGUGCUUAUGUGGUUCCAGUAGUGACGCAAGUGGUAGUUUUUGGGGCGACAGCCAAACCUAACCUCACUCAGUGUUGGAGGCCUUCGCCUCCCUCUUUUGCGACUUUUUGGGGCUCUCUGCGACUGCAGAGUGCCUCGGGGGCUGGUGAGGGGGCCCCCUGGAUCCAAGUGGUGGCCGCCAAAUGGCGAAAAUGUCGGAGUACAGGUGUGUGAACUACUACGAAUUGUGUCGCUUGUGCACUGGGAGUCAUGGGACAAAGGUGCACAUAUUCUCGGAGGAUGGGAAGAAGAGGAACCUGUUCAACAAAAUCACGGGCUGUCUGCCCAUUCAGCUGAGCGAGAAGGAUAAGCUGCCCAAGAUAGUGUGCGGGCAGUGUUUGCAGCAAGUGGAGUCCAUUAUGGAGUUCCGGGAGACGUGCAUAAAUGCCCAAACAAUGCUGGAGAGUUGUCUCAACUCCUCGAAGCUGCGCAAUGAGGGAAAGGUGUACAUCAAGGAUGUGGUGGCGAAGAGGAAUGUCCUGCCAACGGCCACUCCUGCCCUUGUCACCGUGCGACCGGCGACAAUGGCGAACUCUGUGAAGACAGUGAGCGCAAUUCCAACCAGUAAUGUCACUCAGAUUUCCACGCAGAACAGCGACUUCCUCAGCAGCAUCAUCCAGGCAGUGGGAAUACCGUCUGUUGAGGAGGGCACCAUUGAGACACAGACGCCAACGCAAAUCACUCCUCAGUACACGCUCACCCUCGAUGGACAGACUCUCAAAGCCAAUCCCAUUCAGUACAAGAUCAAGGAAGAGCCCUCGGGACCCACUCUCGUGGCCACGACCACUGAACAGCAGCAACAGCAGCAAUCGGCAUAUGCUCAAGUGGACGAGUUCUUGAAACUGAAGACCACCACGCAAAUUGGCUCCACGCAGAUCACGAGGCGCACCGUGAAAGCCGUGAAGGCGCCCGAACCGCCAAAAAACAAGAAGCCCAAGAUAAAUCUAGUUCUAGCCACACCAACGGCUUCUCAGCAGCAGACCAAGGUCGUGACGACACCUUCGAUCACUACGACGCCGGUUGCCAUGAGCACGAGUCCCACUAAGACGGUGGCUCUGCAGGAUUUGAAGAUUUUCUCACCCACCAACAAGUGUUUCUUGCCCAUCACACUCAAGGACGGGAGCACAGAUCAGCAGAUACUCACGCAGAUCGACACAAAGAACAUCGUGCUGCCGGCGGCAUUUCUUCAGAUGAAGCUGCAACCACAGCUGACGACCGUGGAUGGACAACCGGUGGUGCAACUCACGCCUGCCGCAAUUCCCACCAGUUUGUCCAUCUCAUCGACGCCCACGGCGCAAAUUCAGCAGGCGCAGACUUCGACGGUGUCGUCGAGUCUGGCUGAGGCGGUGCAGAAUGCCGAGAUCAUCUUCACGACGUCCACGGCGCAGUUCCAGCAACAGACGCAGCAAGUGCAGCCAGUCAGUCAGGCGUCGACUGUUCGCAUAACACCGCUCAGCAGCACAUCUCCCGUCGUCACGGCGGCCAGUCCGUCGCCCCAGAAGAUCUCUCAGCCCGCCACUAUUACCAUUCAGACAUCGCCGCCAAAGCCACAGUUGACGAAGCUGGCACAACCCGUGCAACCGAGGAGGAUCACGAUUACGAAGAAGCCCGCACCAGUACCGGUCGCGCUGCAGAAGGUGGAGCCUCCGAAAGCGCCGACACCGGUCGCGGUGAGCACGGUGAUUCCCACGACAACCACCGCCACGACGACCACCACCAUCCGGACGGCCAACAUUCCGCCCAACUGCACCACCUGUGACACGUGCGGCAAGACGUUCAAGCGCAAGGAGCACCUCAUUCAGCAUCUGAAGCUGCACGCCGGCCUGAGGCCGUUCAAGUGCGAGGAAGUGGGCUGCAACAAGACGUUCAGUCGCAAAGAGCACCUCAUGAGGCAUGUGGUUUCGCACACGGGAAAGAAGAUGUUCAGCUGUGAGUUCUGCCAUAAGUUCUUCUCACGCAAGGAUAACCUCAACAAGCACAAGAGAACCCACUCGGAGUACGUGAACAACGGCCCGUUCUACUGUGAAAUCUGCCAGAAGAGCUUCGUGGUGAAGAUGUACUACGUGCAGCACAAGGCGAUGCAUGAGAAGGAGGGAACGGACGUGACGGGAGGUGAUGACUCCAAGUCCAAAUCGAACGUGAAGAAGGAGGCUGGAGAGGAGGGAUCCACGCAAGCGGCCAAUGGUGCUGGUGAAAGUGUGGCUGAGGUGGAGGAUGCGGCGCAGGAGGGUGGCGAUCAGGAGGGUGGCGCUGAAGAGGUGACGGGUGAGGAGUCGAUGGUUGUGAGCACGCCAUCGAGUCAGCCGCAGAUCAUGCAGGUGCACUUCACGCCCGUGACUUCGGGUCAGGGCGGCGGCGGCACAGCGAUGGGCUCUCACGACACGACAGUGCUCACGCUGCCCUCCAACAUCUCCAACUUCGUUACCCUCAAUUCCACGCAGUUUGUGGCGUCGUCAGAUGUGAUGAGUCACUUCAAGAUUGACAACAAUUGAGACUCUCUUUGCA